Paecilomyces variotii is the source of this 618-nucleotide messenger RNA. RefSeq lists its product as hypothetical. The coding region runs from base 1 to 618 and encodes 205 amino acids. NCBI's taxonomy places the organism in Eukaryota, Fungi, Ascomycota, Eurotiomycetes, Eurotiales, Thermoascaceae. The record is from RefSeq and is a predicted model, not a curated record. Gene Ontology annotation, cellular component: outer membrane. The transcript is spliced from 2 exons.
AUGUCUGGCCCCUACGACCACCAGUACAACCAGGGCUACGGCCAAGGCGGUUAUAACCAGGGCGGUUAUGGCGGCCCAGGUGGCUACGGCCCAGGUGGCUACGAGAACCAGGGAGGCUAUCCUCAGCAGGGCGGUUACGGCCAGCAGCCUCAUCAUCACCAUCACCAUCACCAACAAGAAGGUGGCUAUGACCAGUCGUACGGCCACCAGCAGUAUGGAGGACCACAGGGCUAUGGCCAGCAGCCCUCGCAUGAGUAUGGAGGCAGAUCUGAGGGCUAUGGUCAUAACCAGAGUGCACCAGGCGGUGCCCAGGAGGGAGAUCGUGGACUGGGCGGCGCCCUAGCUGGAGGUCUCGCCGGAGGGUUUGCCGGCCACAAGGCUGACCAUGGUAUCUUGGGAACCAUUGGUGGCGCUAUCAUGGGCAGUGUUGUUGAAGAUGCCGUGAAGAAACACAAGAAUCAUGGUGAGGGUCAUCAUCAGCAGGGCGGUUACACGGAGUCAUAUGGUGGAACCGGCUAUCCCCAGGGACAGCAUCACGGUUCUCAGGGCUCUCAACACCACAGUGGACUCCUUGGCUCGUUAGAGAACGCGGCCGGCAGCUUCCUCGGAAAGAAAUGA